This is a messenger RNA of Penicillium argentinense, 1596 nucleotides long. Its product is annotated as acyl-CoA synthetase. Gene Ontology annotation, molecular function: medium-chain fatty acid-CoA ligase activity. The coding region runs from base 1 to 1596 and encodes 531 amino acids. Lineage: Eukaryota; Fungi; Ascomycota; Eurotiomycetes; Eurotiales; Aspergillaceae. Gene Ontology annotation, biological process: fatty acid metabolic process. The record is from RefSeq and is a predicted model, not a curated record. The transcript is spliced from 2 exons.
AUGCCGGUCCCUGAGCUGCCGAUUUUUGUAGCCGCGCAGCAACAUGCGCAGAACGAUCCCCAGAGGGUGGCUGUCGUGGACUCGGUGAAGCAGCAGUCUUUUACGUUUACCCAGCUUCUCGAAGAUGCCGCCGCCUUGCGGAAGGGCAUUCUCGAGCAACUAGGAUUGUCGGAUUUGAACGAGCGACGCAUUGCCUUCCUGGCGACCGGCUACGACUAUGUGGUGACUCAAUGGGCAACCUGGGCCGCGGGAGGAAUUGCGGUGCCUCUGUGUACAUCUCACCCUGUCCCGGAGCUACUUUACGUGAUUGAAGACUCGGACCCGUCGUUGGUUAUUAUCCACCCCGCAUUCGAGCAAAUCGCACCCGCGCUGCGAAAAGGGUGCUCGGCCAAUGUCAUUUUCCUGGGUCUGGACCCUUUGAGUCGCAAUGACAACCCCUCUUUGCCUUCCUUCUCCCCAUCCUUCCCAUUUAACCGACGGGCACUCAUGAUCUAUACUUCCGGGACCACGUCGAGGCCAAAGGGUUGUGUGACUACCCAUGAAAACAUCACAGUUCAAGCAACCUCUCUCAUCAAAGCUUGGAAGUACUCGGCCUCUGACUACCUGAUCCAUGUACUUCCUCUCCAUCACAUUCACGGUAUUGUGAAUGGGUUGGUCGCGAGUCUGCUCAGUGGUACGACCGUCGAAAUGAGACCCAAGUUCGACCCCGCCGAAAUCUGGAGUCGUUGGCAGGAUCGCGGCUCCUCUACUAUGUUCUUCGCAGUUCCCACCAUUUACUCCCGUCUGAACGACUAUUUCGAUGCGAAUAUCCGUGGCACGGAUAAAGAGAAUGCGGCCCGGGCCGGCGUACAGGCCUUGCGACUGAUCGUUUCUGGGUCUGCAGCUCUACCAACGCCGAUCAAAGCCAAGUUUUCGGAAAUUUCUAGCCAGAUAUUACUGGAGCGUUACGGCAUGACCGAGAUUGGCAUGGCCCUGAGCUGUGGUCUCGAAGUGGAAAAGCGAAUCGAUGGCAGCGUCGGCUGGCCCUUGCCUGGUGUCGAGGUUCGAUUGACCAAGGAUGGUCGGGUUAUUGAAGAGGAUGAUGAAGAGGGCAUGAUUGAAAUCAAGGGAGGCAAUGUGUUCAUCGAGUAUUGGCGCAGGCCUGAAGCGACAUCCUCCGAGUUCACUUCCGAUGGAUGGUUCAAGACGGGUGAUGUGGCUAAACGAGACACAACUGGUGCAUACUAUAUUCAAGGGCGUGCUUCUGUCGAUAUCAUCAAAUCCGGGGGAUACAAGGUCUCUGCCCUCGAAGUCGAGCGUAAGAUGUUGGCUCUGGAUUCGAUUCAAGAGGUCGCCGUGGUUGGACUGGCCGAUCAGGAGUGGGGACAAAGAGUUGCGGCAGUGGUCAAAUUUCGAGAAGGAUCCGCUCCUCUGGAGCUCCCAGCUCUGCGCGCAGAAUUGAAGCAUGACAUGGCGGCAUACAAGGUUCCUACGAUGUUGAAGGUUGUCAACAGCAUCGAGCGGAAUGCUAUGGGAAAGAUCAACAAGAAGAUUCUCGUACAGAAAUACUGGCCGGAAAAACUGCCUGAAACGCCAAACACAACAUCACACGAAUAG